This is a messenger RNA of Aspergillus fumigatus Af293, 681 nucleotides long. RefSeq lists its product as uncharacterized. NCBI's taxonomy places the organism in Eukaryota, Fungi, Ascomycota, Eurotiomycetes, Eurotiales, Aspergillaceae. The record is from RefSeq and is a predicted model, not a curated record. The coding region runs from base 1 to 681 and encodes 226 amino acids. The transcript is spliced from 4 exons.
AUGAAUCUGAGAAUGUCUCAUACACUUCCUGGCGGUCACAACGAGGGGAACUUCCCCAGUUAUCAGAAUGGUACCUUCCGAACAAUUGAAUGGGCUGUCCUCGAAGUCCCUCCGAAGGCCAUACAUUACUUCAGUAAUCUGCCAUUCGGCUGGGUUCCUAAGAAUGACUUGGAGUUCAUUCAGCUAUUCAUGCAGACAUGGAGAGAAGACUGGAUGAAUUUCUGUCGAGACGCCAGAAGUGUUCUGAGUCGCCUUCGCUCCCAUCAACUGACCGCUCGAGGCAAAGAUGACCUCUUAAUCGACGCAGUUGCCGAGAAUAUGCAGCAGUGGACCCGACUUCAAGGGACACUAGAGGAACAGCUCAGCCAGGCGCGUCACUUUGUCUCACAAUACCAACGCUACAGCGAAACUCGUCGGUUCAGUGAGCAAAUGCAUCAAACCAUCGACGCCGCGGAGCGAGACAUCCAAAAUCAAGUGGAUAAACUAGAACAGACCAUGCGAGAUCUCUUACAGAUAGCAAGUUAUAUCACCCCCUUUCACGAGUUCGCCUGGGUCUCUAUCAACGAAGCGCAUCGUUCGACCAGCUUGGCAACGAGUUUGAAGCGGAUCAGCUGGAUUACUUUUGUCUUUCUCCCUCUUACAUUCGCAUCCGUAAGUUAUCAGACAUUGUCCCAGCUGUAG